Molecule: messenger RNA, 4409 nt
Organism: Stegostoma tigrinum
Lineage: Eukaryota; Metazoa; Chordata; Chondrichthyes; Orectolobiformes; Stegostomatidae
Gene: fam167aa
Product: family with sequence similarity 167 member Aa
Exons: 3
Coding region: 691-1320 (209 amino acids)
Source: RefSeq, a predicted model, not a curated record
UCUAGGCCCGAAACGUCAGCUUUUGUGCUCCUGAGAUGCUGCUUGGCCUGCUGUGUUCGUCCAGCCUCACAUUUUAUUAUCUGACAAUUUAUGAGCUUGUUUUACAAUUAAGCAGUGGAACAAUACUUUACAAAUACUUGGCGUUUUGUACGAAUCCCUCUUUGUGUCGGCAAUUUCAGUGAAUAGUUUGAAGUGUAAAUAUUCGACGGCAUUAGGACCCAGCCAAAGAACCGGUGUUCCAUUCCCUGUCGGUAGCAAAGAGUAGGGGAGGCACAGAAACAAGUCUGCAUCACAGACAAGGAACGGGGAGGAACAACUGGCUGCAAAAUACCUUUUGCGUUCUCCUGGCAACAUUCCUGACGCAGAUAUCCCAGCUUCUCCAACAAACCACCACGCCCUCACCCAAGCCCGCGGGACGUGCGGCUUGCAUUCUGAUGAAACCACGGUGCUGACUGCAGGUAGAUGAUAGACAGAGCUCAGUGUAGAAACCUGCAGCACGGACAACAUGAACAGGACUGAUCGGCAGCGUGUGGUAAUUCAUCGGUCCGUGUUUCGGUAAAUAUAGGAAUAGUACAUUAAAUGAAAAGAAAUUUCAAUACUGGGAGUUUGAAACCUUUCUAAACACAGCUCAUCAGAACAGGAUCUCAGAGAAUCUCUUACAGAAAACAGCUACAGUUUAACAAAGACACAAUGGCUACACAGUCUGUGCCAAAGCUUGAAGCAAAACUUUUCGAAGACGGACAGCACAACCCAGAGAGUCAGAAUGAUGACCAUCUGAGGAGUCUGAAAGCACUCACUCAAAAACUGAGGCUUGAAACCAGAAGACCUUCCUAUUUAGAGUGGAAAGCCAAACUUGAAGGGAAAGAUUGGAAAAGCUCAAAGCCAAAGGACCAAGGGCUGGUAAUGACAAAGAAACCCAGUGAGGAGCCCAGUAACUUCAUAAGAACACAAAAGCAGCUCAGUGGGAGUUCUCUCAGUGAUGGCAACUUGACUUCAGGAAAAUUUAGUGGCUUUGAGAAUAUGGAUGAAGCACUAAGCUGGCUCCGGAAGGAACUGACGGAAAUGCGUCUGCAAGACCAGCAGCUGGCAAGACAAUUGAUGCGUCUUCGUAGUGACAUCAACAAGUUGAAGAUUGAACAGACCUGCCACCUUCACCAGCGAAUGCUUAAUGAUGCCACCUAUGAACUGGAGGAGAGGGAUGAACUGUCGGAUUUGUUUUGUGACUUCCCAGUGACGAAUGCCUUCACACUUUCAGCACCCCUCAAACUUAUCGGUGUUACUAAAAUGAACAUUAAUUCCAGAAGGUUUUCUUUGUGUUAGAAUUACUGAAAGCACUGUGCAAUUCAUACUGUUAACAGUUUCUCUUUGGAGAUGACUAGAGUAAGCUUCAGAAGUGGAGAGAAGUUAUGCAGAGAAACGUAUCAGAGAUCAUGGGAACUGAAAUGCUAGAGAAUCCAAGAAAACAAAGUGUAGAGCUGGAAGAACACAGCAGGCCAAGCAGCAUCUUAGGAGCAGGAAAGCUGACAUUUCAGGUCUAGGCCCAAAAGGAGCAGCUUUCCUGCUCCUAAGAUGCUGCUUGGCCUGCUGUGUUCAUCCAGCUCUACACUUUGUUACGCAGAGAAUUGUUCCUUUUUCUAAGUUUUCGUGCCCUAUUUUUUGCAGUCUUGCCUUCAGCCAUUUCCAAAGACAGCAACUUUUGCUGCUGUAUCAGACAAUGUGUAAUGGAAAUCCUCCAAAUAGGGUACCUGCAGGCUAAUUGACCACAAAAUCCCAUCUCCUCCAAUAUAUAUUAGGAGCACACACCAUUGGAGGUGAGAAGAAGUAAACCUGGGAAGAUUUUUACACUUCCUAUCUCUAGGAAUCCUGUGACCAAUUCUGUCACCCGAGUCAGGUUCCAGUGAUGAAAUAUCUUACCUUCUUAGUGAUCAGGAGAGAAGGACUUUGAGGUUGAAUGCAUUAUUACAAUAUUCAUGGAAAAAGUGUAAACAAUUGGUAAUUACACCUUAUUUUAGUUACUUUCUUGAAGUGGGUAAUUUAUAACUGUAGUGCAGGUAGAAACAAGCAGUUAUGGAUUGGCUGCUCAUUAUACAGCACACCGAAUUUUCGAAUCUGGGGAAGGUAACAGUAGGGAUAAUCGAGAAUAAGCACCAGUUUCCCUUAUUGGGCCAAUAUCUAGACAAAAAAUAUAUGGCUGGAGGGCCUGUAAAUAGAACCACUGGAUUAUCAUAGCCCAUUGUUGGUUUAUAAUUUUAAAAGACACUGGGAUAGUACUACUAUAAACUGUAGAAAAUGCCUUCUGACACCAUUCUUGCAGUCUGUGCAAAAAUCACUCUCCUCUUUACCCAGACCUUACCAGAAUUGGGUCAUGAACUUUAUUAGUGUACAAAUUGUGAUCCAGUAAGGUUCACAUGAUUCAGUUUGCUACUGGAAGUGUACAGUUAGAAAACUGGAAUUUUCAGAGCACCAUUAAUAUUUACACCAGGUAACUUGCUUCCUCCUCAGAUGUCCCUAACUAAAAUCAGAAAACGGCAAACAUACCUUGAAAUGAGACUCGGCCCCACAAAGAGGUUAAUUAGUCAAAUCUCAGAGACACUGCAGUAAAAAUUCAAAUCAGAUUUUUGUAGUCAAAUAUUUAACAAAGCCAAUGCACUAUAGUAGUUUAUAAAAAGGAAAGCAGUUAGAUAAUUAACUUUGUGAGGAUGAUCCGGAUAGUUGUGUAACAUAGCAAGUUAAAACAGCAAUAUGUUGUACUGUGCAGAUACUGUUUUACACUUAGAAUUCCCAAAAUGAAGAAUCCUAUAUUCUCACCAAAAUUUCACUCGGGGCUGCCAAUCACUACCAAGGAAUCACUGACAGUCUUACCAUCAUUCCUAAGUAACCAGAAACAGAUAAGCGUUGACCAAGAUCCAGAAAUGGUUUGCUUGCCUGUGUUUAUCACCUGCAGAAUGGGAUAUGAGGUGUUUAAAAAAAACCAACAAAGGCAAGAUAAGAAAGUACAAAACAGUAAACAAGAAAUGUAAAGAAAGCUAAUCAAAUUAAUUUCUGAUUUGAUGCAUAUUUGUCUCUACAUAUGAAUGAAUCUCAAUGCGAAGAAAGUCAAGAUUUCUUACAGACUUCACAACAAUGAUUAAACUGAUUCAUUAAAAUUAUUUAAAUUAGUGGGACCAUUGUUCUGCUAGAAAACAACCCCCUGGAACCAUACAGGCAAAUAAUAAGAUACAAAUUAAGGAAAUACCUGCUCUUACCAUGGUAGAAUGGAAAGCCUGCAGUCGUUCACAUAGAGAAUUAUUGCACAGGCCAAAAAGGAGCAGUAAUUUUGUACAGAAUGUUGGCUGUUUGAAAUACGGGUAGUGCUGAAGGGUGAAUAUUCUGCAACUGCUGGUGGAAGAUCUAGGCCAAUAUUUUAAGUUCCCAUGAAACUUCAGUUUCCAUUCCUUUUACAGUUUUUUUCUGUCUCUUCUGAUAGCAGUGAUUUAUCUUGGAGAAUGGUUCCGUGGGAUUAAUAACCAUUCAAUUAAAUUUUAAUUGGCUAUUCUUCAUGAGUCUAAGCAGACUAUUUGUUCAAUCAAGCCUAAUACCCGUGCAAAACUUCUUGGGAGAGUUACAGUUCACUGGAAACUAUCCAAUGAACUGUCAAUGUUCCUAAUCUGUAUGGUUCAAUACCAACCAUUGAACCUCAGAGGGGAAAAUUAACACAAAAAGUCAUACUUCUGUCAUGAUUAGUGUUGCCCCUUAUUCAAUUCUUGGUCUUGUUUUUUUGUCAAAAUAUUACUACACAGAUGAAAUGAACAUAGACAGCCAUCCAAGAUCUAUUUGUCACUGGCUGACAAAAGCAGCAAGAGAGAGUGAACAAGAUGAAUGAGACCCUCUCUUUAUGUCAAAAUGCCUUCUGUGUACAAGUAUUUUGUUGUGAUUUACAUGGAUAAAAAAAGUGAAUAUUUGAAACAAAUGUCCUUGGAAAAUUAGCAUAGGUACUGCUAAAUUAACACAUAGUUAAGGAAUAUUUGAUAGGAAAAAAUCCAUCUGAGUAACAAACAGCAUGUAAUCAACCAUACUAUAACAUCCUGAUACAAAUACACUGCUGGCCAUGGACAGAUGCUGAUAUGACAUGACAUUGAUGUUCAGCAAUGGCAUUUCAUCCAGAAUGUAUUUGUUUCAAGUUCAGAAAGUCAAUGACUAGCCGCAAUACCUUGUAUUUUUUUUGGUCCUUUGGUGGCUGUUUGCUAACUGUUUCGCUUCACACAAAAAUAGCGUGACGUGAUUCCUGUUGAAGAAUCAAAAGCUCUCUUUUCCAUUUCUCAUUUUAAAUUGAUCAGUUAUUAUUGUCAAUCUCCAUGGAAUAAAAACAAGUUUCUCUUCAUCAGUAGCAAUAAUUUUGUUGUGGCAUCAUCAAAAUUAAUAAAAAUCUA